Messenger RNA from Dentiscutata erythropus, 141 nucleotides. The record is from the annotation of a GenBank genome assembly. Lineage: Eukaryota; Fungi; Glomeromycota; Glomeromycetes; Diversisporales; Gigasporaceae.
AUGAAUGAAAAGCGUAAGCCAGCUUGUGUCUUGAAUGUAACUCAUCUAGAAAUUACUUAUUACUAUUCACUAUCGGAUAACAAAAUAAAAGGUAUUGUGGAUACCUUUCCAAAUAUAAUUCAUUUAGAUUUCAAAAAUAGC